AUGGAUUCGGUGGGACUCGUCGCCCCUGCCAGCAAACACCUCCCGCUCGCGCUAACCGUGGCCACGACCCUGUCCAACUUGCUGCUAGCCGCCGGCGGCCCCGCCAGCCCCAGCCGCGCCACGUCCACGAUCGCGGCCGCCUUCGAUCCCGACGCUGCCGCCGCCGCCGCCGAGCCGUAUCUGCUGUACGGCGCCACGAACCUGAGCUCUCUAGCGUACCUGGAGGCGAAUGUCACCACGUCGCUCUCGCCGUACCUGCCGGUGGGUGGUGGGGAGGCGGCCGACGCCGCCACGCCGUCGCCGCCGACGCCCGUCAGCCCGUCCACGAUCGUGAUCAGCAUCGUGCUGCUGGCCGUCAUCGUGGGCACCGUCAUCGGCAACAUGCUGGUGUGCGUGGCCGUCUGCCUGGUGCGCAAGCUGCGCCGGCCCUGCAACUACCUGCUCGUGUCGCUCGCCAUCUCCGACCUGUGCGUGGCGCUCCUCGUCAUGCCGCCCGCCCUGCUGUACGAGGUGCUGGAGGAGUGGCGCUUCGGUGAGGUGUUCUGCGACAUCUGGGUCGCGUUCGACGUGCUGUCCUGCACCGCGUCCAUCCUCAACCUGUGCGCCAUCUCGGUCGACCGGUACUGGGCGAUCACGAAGCCGCUCGAGUACGGGGUCAAGCGCACGCCCCGCCGCAUGAUCGCCUGCAUCGUGCUGGUGUGGCUGGCGGCCGCCUGCAUCUCACUGCCGCCGCUGCUGAUCCUCGGCAACGAGCACCAGAUCAACGGGCAGCCGGCCUGCUCGGUGUGCCAGAACUUCUUCUACCAGAUCUACGCCACGCUCGGCUCCUUCUACAUCCCGCUCGCCGUCAUGCUGUUCGUGUACUGCCAGAUCUUCCGGGCGGCCCGGCGCAUCGUGAUGGAGGAGAAGCGAGCCCAGAAGCGGCUCGAGAGUGCCAUCAACGGGGCGACCCUGGUGCAGCAGCAGCAGCAGAAAAAGGUCCUGCCCUUCACCGGGAACCACCAGACCGGAGGUGCGGAGCGUGGCAAGACAAUCCUCGGUACGCGAGCUCCCUCCACGACGACGACGACGACCAGCUCGCCGCAGCACAAACGGCUCCGCUUUCAGCUGGCCAAAGAGCGGAAAGCGUCCACCACGCUCGGCAUCAUCAUGUCCGCGUUCACCAUCUGCUGGCUGCCGUUCUUUAUCCUCGCCCUGGUGCGACCGUUCAUGAAGGACGAUCACCGGACACUGUCGUCGUUCUUCCUCUGGCUCGGGUACGCCAACUCGCUGCUCAACCCGAUCAUCUACGCCACGCUGAACCGCGACUUCCGGAAGCCGUUCCAGGAGAUCCUGUACUUCCGCUGCUCCAGCCUCAACCACAUGAUGCGCGAGGACUUCUACCACAGCCAGUACGGCGAUCCGGGGUCGCAGCGGCUGGUCAUCACGCACGACGGCGGGGCCCGCGAAAGCUUUCUGUGAAGGCUGUGGGUUGG
Molecule: messenger RNA, 1475 nt
Organism: Anopheles bellator
Lineage: Eukaryota; Metazoa; Arthropoda; Insecta; Diptera; Culicidae
Product: 5-hydroxytryptamine receptor 1-like
Exons: 1
Coding region: 1-1461 (486 amino acids)
Biological process (GO): adenylate cyclase-activating adrenergic receptor signaling pathway
Cellular component (GO): membrane
Molecular function (GO): G protein-coupled amine receptor activity
Source: RefSeq, a predicted model, not a curated record